AUGCCAGGUUCCCGAUGCCGACAAAAUUACCACGAAGAGUGCGAGGCCGGCAUUAACCGACAGAUCAACAUGGAACUGGCGGCCAGCUAUUCCUAUUUGGCGCUGUACGCUUACUUCGGUCGUGAUGAUGUGGCUCUGACGAACGCGGCAAAGUUCUUCAAGAAGGCAUCCCAUGAAGAGACGGAGCAUGCGGAGAAGUUGAUUGAUUAUCAACUGUUGCGUGGAGGCCGAGUGAAGUACCAGGAAAUAAAAGCUCCUGUCGUUAGAGCGGUUGACUCUCUGAAGGCGGCUCUUGAGUUGGCGAUCGUGUUGGAGAAAGAGGUCAACGAGGUAAGUGCCGAUGCCAAUCACAGUUGGCUAGAGGGCCAACUACACGUAAUUUGUAUCAUUUGA
This is a messenger RNA of Protopolystoma xenopodis, 393 nucleotides long. NCBI's taxonomy places the organism in Eukaryota, Metazoa, Platyhelminthes, Monogenea, Polystomatidea, Polystomatidae. The record is from the annotation of a GenBank genome assembly.